AUGUACUGUUGGAUGGGCUUCUCGCUCAUCCUUGCUAUUCUUUUGACCUCUGCUGUCUGCGCUCAAGAUCCAGGUUUGGAUACAGAUCCUUACUUGCAAUAUAAACCACCAUUUGUCCAGUCGCUACCUGUCCAGAUUCUCGUUACUGGUGUCGUAUUCACACUCGUAUCGGUGCUCUUCAUCCACCUUCUCUUUACUGCUCAAUAUCAUUGGCCUUUGGCCCCGGUCAACUAUAUCCUCCAACUUGCUGGUGUCACUACACUCCUCAUCUCCCUUAUCGCAACACUCAAUGUUGUCUUGCAACGCUCCAUUGACGAGUCAGAUGAUUGGCCCUACAUGAUUAGCUAUAUAUCUGUCAAUGUACCUCCUUCAGACGAAGACUGGGAAAAUAAAGAAUGGACGUUAGCAGAGAGGGCGACAUGGGUCAUAAUGAUGGCCACGACUAGCGUCUUGGUGCAAAUAACACAUAUCCAAUUUCUCGGUCUCCUCUAUCCCUCAACACUCGAGAAAAGGCUUAUCUUCUCAUUACUCGGACCUUUGGCCAUCUUGUCGGCAACGAUGCAGUUAAUCCCAAUUUCUGCAUCAUCACAUACAAUCGAGAUAGCCAGUGCCAUUCGCAACGUUUGCAAUGCCACGCUCUCUCUUCUUUUUACAGCUGCACUAUUCAUAUGGGGACUUCUUGUCAACCGAGUUCAAGCAUGGCGCACGGAUGGUGGCACGGCUGUAUUCGGGGCUGCUGCGUUGGCGUUGGCGAUUGCUUCUACUGCUCUGAAUUUCCUCUAUGUACCAAGGGAAGAAGAGUAUGUGUGGCUACCCGGACUCAUGUGGGCUGUGACUCUCUGGCAAAGUUUUCUCGGGUGGUGGUGGUGGGUCGGGGCUGGAAGCGGUGCGACGACGGAAGAAGUGGUAGAAGAGGUGUUGAGGCGUGGGCAGAGAAUCUCUGGGAAAAGAGAACAAAGAAGAAGAGCGAGACGGAUGGCGAAUGGUGAAGCGGAUGUGACUGGGAACGACGCCACCAAUUCCACCAAACGAUGGCGUAUGUUUGAACGGAGAAGUUCUCAUCCUGACGAGGAACAUGAACAUGAUGGCAAUGAUUCAAGCAAAUCGAGACGUAGGCGUCGUGCACGGCCUGAAGGAGAGCCCCGCGCAUCUGACAAUGAGGGUGGUUCUGCGAAGGACGGAGGCCACCCAACGUCGAACAGGCCAAGGCGCAGCAACUCAGUUUCAUCGACCACAUCAGUUACUACGUCUUCCACCGGAACUUUACCUGGUUUUCUACCUCGGGUGAUUCAUGAGUGGUAUGCAAACCUGAGACAUGCGCAUGUCACGGCUGCCAGAAUACAGGCCGAAGAACGACGUGAGAGAAUUAUGGAGUUAGAGAGAGCAGAGCGGGAGCGAGUACGCGUUGAGAGGGAGAGGGUCAUGCAGAGGAUGGAGAGAGCGGAGAAUGACGGAAAUCGAAGAAAAAAGAAGAAUGUCAAGAGUUCCGGAGGUGUAGGGUGGUUUAGGAUGGGGGUGCCCGGCACAGGGUGGGGACUGGGGUACUUUGGUUGGAGAUUGAGGCAAGAGGGAGCAUCAGCGACGACAACUGAAGCCGCAUAUGAAAUGGAUAAAUACGAGAACGGCUCUAGACGAGGGCGAGAGAGGACACGAGAGCGUGACAGUGCAACAAGUGGAAGUGAUGAUAAUUAUACGGAUGAAGAUGAUCAGGCGGAUCCCUCCCGACGUAACCGCCGUGCGCAGUCCGAACCUCAGAAUACGAAUACAGAAGGACGUUCUGUUCAUUGCUCUGCAGCAUCAAUCCAACCACCCAUUCCACCUCAGCCACCAGAACCGGUACAGAGGCAGUCUUUAUGGUGGUGGGGGCCGCUGGGGAAGUGGAGAUUGCAGGACUCGACAAUGUAUUGA
Marasmius oreades (fairy-ring Marasmius) is the source of this 1908-nucleotide messenger RNA. RefSeq lists its product as uncharacterized. The coding region runs from base 1 to 1908 and encodes 635 amino acids. NCBI's taxonomy places the organism in Eukaryota, Fungi, Basidiomycota, Agaricomycetes, Agaricales, Marasmiaceae. The transcript has 2 exons. The record is from RefSeq and is a predicted model, not a curated record.